Molecule: messenger RNA, 9720 nt
Organism: Tetrahymena thermophila SB210
Lineage: Eukaryota; Ciliophora; Oligohymenophorea; Hymenostomatida; Tetrahymenidae
Product: transmembrane protein, putative
Exons: 5
Molecular function (GO): protein binding
Source: RefSeq, a predicted model, not a curated record
AUGAAAAGUAACAGUUUAAGAAAUACCAAAAUUUAUAAAGUUAUUGCAAUUUUUCAGUUUAUUUUCUUGAUUAAAGCUUGCAAUAUAGGAUGUUAAAGCUGUAGUGUAAAUUCACAAACAGGCUAUAGUUCUUGUCUAUAAUGUGAAAAAGAUUAUUUAUUAGAUAAAAAAAAUAAUAUAUGUGUAUAUUAGAAUUGCCAUAAUUUAACUUACUUAGAAAUUAAUGCAAGUAAUUCUAACUUAUCUAGCUGUGUUCCAUUGUGUAAUGAAUCAAAUUAACCAAAUCUUUCUCAAAACAUAUGCUAAUAAGCUAUUUAAUGCUCAACUUAGUAUGUAUAGCCAUCAUAAGUAAAUAAAGGUAGAAGUAUUAAAUCUAUCUUUUUUUCCAACAUGACAGAUUAAAUAUUCUUGGUAUAUGAUCAAUUCAUCAAUGCAAUAAAUUAAGAAAAUGGCUCAUUUAUGAGGUCAUACACUUUUGAUAGUAGCAUUUUUUCUGUUUAUUAAUAUAAGCAAAACAUUUUUUUGUUUGGUGAUUAGAAAAAUUCUGUUUUUUUAUGGAAUCCUAUGGAAAACAUUUUAAAUAAAGUACUUGAAAUAAGCUAAGGAACUUUAAAAGUAAUCAGCUAAGUCAUGGAAGUAGCAAAUAACAAAAAUAUAUUGCUAAUCACAUCAAUAGACGAUGCAAACAAAAUCAUAUUUUUCACUCAAUUUAACACAAAUCAAUUAAGUUAUUUGCCUUAAGCUUUAUAUUAGAUAUCUGUUAGAGACGGCUCAUCUGUUUAUUUGUUUUAGCAACUUAUAAUAUAAUAAACAUCAAACUGGUAGAUUAAGGCUUUUCAAGUAAUUUAAUAAAAUAGUGAACUAUAAGUAAUUUAAAUUACCCCUACUUCUAUUUGCUCAACCGCAAGUGGUAUAGUAUAAUUUGCGUAUAUGAAUCCAACAGAUCAAUCAAUCAUCAUUUAAUUUUAAAACACAUCUGGAGUAUAUUAGAUAAGCAGUGAUGGAAUGUCAUGUAAGCAAAUAAUUUUUAAUUAAUUAGCAAGUUAGAUCAAAUAUUCAGAAUUGUAAAUAAACAAUAAUACAUAUUACUUGAUUUUUGCAGCUAUCAGUGGCUCUACCGUAUAAGUGUUUGAUUUAAUAUAGUAAUAGCUCAUUUUUAGUAUUUAAUCAAAUAAUUAAAUAAUUGAUUUUUAAACUUUAAUAACUUAAUAAACUUAAAAUCAAGCAAUAUUACAUACUUUUUUAUUAACAAAUAUUGGUUAAAUAGAGAAUUUUACAGUUUAAAUAACUCAGAAUUAAAAUUAAAAUAAUUUAAAUUCUAUUAUUUAACGUAAAGAUUCAAUUUAAUCACUCAUAUAAAAUCCAUCAAACCUUCUUCUCUCUAAUCAUUUUUUAGAUUCAAAUGGAAAUACUUUAUAACUUUAAUUAAUAUUUUUAGUUUACUAAAAUGCCUAAAUAAUUAAAGUAUCUGAUGGAUCAACAUUAGGACUUGCAUAAGAUUUUUAAGAUAAAUUAUUUUAUAAUUAAAAUGCUGUAAAUGCUGUGACAUAUUCAAUCUCAAAUUAGUUAAUUGUUAGCUGUGGUAGUGAUGGAAGAGUUUUUGUUUGGUAAGCUGUAGAUUUAGCAUAGCCAGUUUUUUUAUAUUUACUAUAAUAGCAAGGAUAGCAAUGUAUAGAUGUUCAAAUAUUUUAAUCAAGCACACUAAUAAUAUAAUUUUAAACCUUAUUUUAGAUAAUAAAUAUAUAUAAUUAUAUUGAUUCUUUUGUUUAUCCUAUUUAAUCAUCGAAAUAUACUAAAUUAUAAGUAGGGGAUGCAUAUUUUUUUAUUCUUACUGGAACCAUGAUAUAAAUAUUUAAGCAAAAAGAGUAAAUAUACUAUUAAGCUUAGAUUACUACAUCAUUAUCAGCUUAAUUCUAUUAGUUUUUCCUUACUUCAAAGUAUUAAUUAAUAAUUGUUGACAGUACAAAUACUAUUUUACCAUUUAGCUUUGUGGAUGGGACAUCUGUUAGCUUUGGUUAAAAUUAAUUCAUAACCCCUUUUAUUUCAGCUUAUAAAAUAGUAACUAUAUUUUAUUUACCACAAUAGAAUGGUAGCAUAGGUGACUUAAUUAUCCUGAACGACUCUAACAAAAAUGUAAUUGUGCUUGAUAUAUAAUUAUAAAUAAAAGCAAAUUAAACAUAUAAUUAUGGAUUAAUUUUAAAGGCACAUAUAAUUGAUAACUAUUUUUUAUUGUUAAUUAAAGUAUACAAUCCAUAAAGUGUUUACGCAUAUGGUACAGUCGUUUUUGAUUAUAUUGCAUAAUAGUUUGUAUAUUUAGGUUCUAAUUUAUUGAUUUAAGAAAUGCCUUUGAUUUAUAAAAAUAUUAGAUAAGAUGGAUCUAUCUAAUACUCUUAUGUUUUGACAAAUCCUAUUGGCUAUACUUCUUAUACCCUAAGAGUUUAUUGGUAUCCUUAAACAAAUAUAGUAAAUUUUGAUAACUUUAAUUACUCUCCUGGAUAAAAUCUAGUUUGCUCCUAUGGAAAUACAUAAAAAAAUUUAAUAAUUGCAGGAUCUUAAACUGGGUAAGUAAGACUAAUAGUUUUUGAUAAUAAUAUCACUCCUUAAUCAAUAUACACUCCAUCUUCUGCAAGCGAUAAUAUCUAAUCCAUGUAAAUUAGCUUUACGAUUGGAAUGUAUUUUAUAGUAACUAGCUAUCAGAUAAAAUGUUUCAGCAUUCACACUGAAAAACUUUUAGAAAUUCUUUCUUUUAAAACAUUAAAAAGUCCACUUUAAUAACCUGCAAUUUAAAAUCUAAUUGUUUCUAAUAAUCUAAAAAUACUUAUAUCUUACACUUAGACUGAAAUAAUUUUAAAAAAUUUUAAUAAUAAUUAGCUCUACUCAUCAGAAUUGUCACUUAGCUCACUUAUUUAAUUAAAAUUAGUAAAUGGUGCUUAUAUUGAUGAAGAUAAACAAUAAAUUUACAUAUAUGGAAGUGAUAUAGUUUUAACUGAUACGAAUAUGGGUUAAAUAUUAAAAUUAACUACUUUAAAUGCUAAUUAGUAGUAUAAUCAAUGUAUAUUUACAAGUACAGCAGCUUAUUGCUCUAUGAAUCAAAUAUAGCUACACAUAUUCGUUAGAUAGCCUAAUUUUUCUGUUAUGUCUGUAGUUAUAGUAUAACCAGCUUAGGCAGGAUUUUAGUUUAUAGUUGAUGUCAGCUUUUAACAGAUUAUUGUGUAUAAAUAACUGAUAGAUUUAUACAGUGUUUAGGGUGUUUUUAUUUAGACAAUAAGCACAGUUACAGCUAAUAUAAUAUAUCUUAAGUAAACUACAAGUAGCAUUGUAGUAUUUACUACAUCAAAUGGUUAUAUAUUUUCUAGAGGAAAUUUUGAACCUUAAGGAUCUAUCUAGCCAGCAGGAGGCUUUAUAAUAAGUGUUUACUAUAUUGAAAGUAUGAACUAAAUAGCAUUUUUUACAAAUCAAAUAUUAUUUGGGUAGAUUCUUUUUUAUAAUUUGAAUAACUAAUAAUCUGCAGGAUUUAUUAGCAAUACUUAUAAAGAGAAUGGAAUAGGUAGAACAGUUUAAGUAUCUUUUGAUAAUGAUAGCGUUAUGUUAAAUUAUUUAGAUAAUUAUGGUAAUUUCUAGAAUGUUAUUUUUAGUACAUCAAAAACUACUGACAAUUAAAUAGUGAUUCCUUAAAUACAAAAUGGGUUAGUUUCAUAACCACAGGGUUAUUUACUAGAUUUUGACUAAAAUUCAGUUUAUAUUUAUGGAAGUGAUUCGCUUUUCAAGAUUAACUAUAACAUAAUGACAAGACCCAUAUAAAGAAUAAUAAAAAGCUAAUAAAAAUUAUAAUUUAUCUUAUAGCAAAAUAUAAAUGGUUAAACUUUGAAUACUAUCUAUUUAGUUGAUUAUUGGAAUAAUUUAUUUUUAUAUUAUGAUUAUUAAGUAAUAUUUUAAACUAGAUAUGCAAACGAAGUCAUUGAUCUAUUUACAUAUUCUACUGGAAGUGAUCAGCUGACUCUUAUAUGCUUUUUAGAUUAUAUUUUAGUGUUUAAAAAUACAAAUAACUUUUAAUCUACUAACGCUUUCUUAAAUAUUACAAGCUAUAAGUAUAAAAAACUCCUAUUAAAUUCUUAAGGAAGAGUAGUAUUUAAUACUUGGUCUAACUAAAUUAUAGAUUUUGAUUGGCUAAAUAAUCAGCAACUUGCUUACCUAAAAUUAGAUGUUUCAGAUCUAGUUAUAUGUACGUUAUAGAUUAAUAAUCCAAAUUCAUAAAUGUGGUAUUUGUUUGUAGGUACCUAACUAGGAAAUAUUAUUUAAUAUGAUAUCAAUAACAAAAAUAUGAAUACUAUAAGUUUUGAAUCUAAUCCUGUUAUUUCUAUUGUUAUUUCAACUACUGAUUAACUUAAUAUAGCAAUAAUUACGAGCUCUGGAAAUAUUUUCGAAAUUAAUUGCUCAACUCUAUAAUUAAAUAAGAAUUAAAAUAUUUAGCAAAAUAAGUAAACUCAAACUUAAGACGGAGGAAACAAGCAUACUUAAGUUUCUUUCUUAUUUAUGGAUUUUUAGUCAAAUAGAUAUUUUAUAAAUUUAGAACAUGAAAAAUCAUUAGGUAUAUAUAGUUUGAUAGAUCAAUCCUUUGUUAAAUACAUUAGUUUCCCAGACAAUGAAUAUAAACAAAUUAUUCAAAACUAAAACUUCAUAAUAUUAGCAAGUGCAGCAUAAAUAAAUGUAUUCGAUAAUAAUUUGAAUUACAUAAAUAGAUUAAGGAGAUAUAACAGGAAAGAUAGAAUUUCAGAUAUUUAAUUAAUCGACACAAACAAAGUCAUUAUAGUGUUUACAACAAGAAUUGAAUGUGUUUUUAUAGAUACAACUUAAAUGGUUUUGAGUUCAGUUGAUUAAGUAUAGUUAACAGAUUCCAGAAUUAUAUUAACUUAAAUAAUAGAAAAUUAGAAUGCUAUUCACUUAAUAGGCAUAUCUUAAACUAGUAUAUUUGAAAAAAAAAUUAGCUUAGGUAUAUUUGUUUCAUAAAAUGUUGCAAAUUUACAAAGCUAAAAUAAAAAGUGCUUAUCUUCUCUCCAAUUUACAGAUAGCAGUUCUGUUUUUAAUUAAUUUGAUUAUAUUAUUAGUACAAGUGUAACAAAUAUUAGUUUUGUACUCUCUAUUUUGGUUGGUAGCUAGCUAAGAUCAAUGCAAUUUUUGCAAAGUUCUUCUGCAGUAAUAAUUAUACGACCAAUCGAUAUCAAUAAUAAUAUUCUCAAUAUAGAUUCAGGAACUUUUUAAUUACUGCCUUUUAAUGUCAAUAUGGAUAAUUUCAAAUUUUAGUUUAACUAAGAAAAUGCUAAAAUAAUGUUUCAUAAAUUGUCUCAAAAUGUUACAUUCUAAGAUAUAAAAAUUUAAAAUCAAAAUAUUCCAAGUGAAACUUCUCUAAUUUUUGAAAACAACAGUGCGAUACUUAUCUAAAAUUUGACUAUAUCAAAUGUAAAUUUUACAACUUAAUAAUUAGAAGUUAAUAAAUAAAACUAAAAUACAUCAUAUUACUUUUUAAAUAUUACAUAAUGUUAAUAUAUUUAUAUUAACUAAUUAAAUUUAGUUAAUGUAAAUUUAUUUGAUCCAUAACAGUUCAUACUAAGUAUAUAAAAUAGUAAUUAAGUUUUUAUUUAGAAUAUUAAUAUUGUAAAUAGUACAAUACUAGGUGGUCUUUUCAUAUUUUAGCAAAUUAAGAAUAUUACUUUUAGUUAAAUUACAUUAACAGGUUGUUUAUCUUAAUUUAGAUACAAUUAAAAUAACCAAAAUAGCAUCUCAACUGCUUCAACAUAACAAUAAAAUAACUACAUUUUCACUUUUAUUGGAAUUAAUAAUUUAUAGAUUUAUGACUAUUUAUCAUAAAAUAACACAGAUUUAUUUUAAAUAUUAACUGAUAGAUAAUAUUAAUAAGAUUAGGGAAUUCUCACAUUAAGCACAGAUGUGUUGAUUAUGAAAAAUAUAACUUUGAUCUAAAAUAAUUUCCCUAGAUAUUUUAAUAGUUUUUCAUAAUUAUAUAUUUUUUAAAUUCAGAGCUCAAUUAAUUUUAUUGAAAAAUUAAAAUUAUCUCAAAACCAAGGCAAUUUCUAUUUUUAUACAUCAAACUCUGUGUAAAUAUAAGAUAGUGUUUUUGAUUAAAACAUAGGAGUUCUAGGAGGAUCUAUUAGCUUUGAAUCUAUAUAACAAAAUAUAAUAAUUAUAAAUUCUAACUUCACUUCAAAUGAAGCCCUUUCAAGUGGUGGAGCUAUAAUUAUAAGCAAUUCCAAUCAAAUAAAAGUUGAUUAAUCUUAUUUUAUAAGUAAUAAGGCUUUAAUUGGAGGUGCUAUUAGAAUAGUAUCAUCAUAACUAAAAACAAAAGAGUAGUUGUUAUAAUCUGAAAUAUUUAAUUGCAUUUUUUCUCUCAAUCAGGCCUAAAUAUAUGGAAAUAAUAUAGGAAGGUAUCCCUCUUUUAUUGAAAUUUAUAUUCAAAGAUAAAACGAGUACAUAUUUUUAGAUAGGUAGCCAAUUUAAACAUUUACAAAUGCAAAUGUAGUUAAUAUAACAAACCUUUAAAGUGGAGGUUUAGUUCCAAUUAAUAUAAAAUUAUUAGAUGAUGAAAAGAAAGAAUUUAGUUUAUAAACAGAAUUAUAUAUGAAUAAUAAAUAUCCAUAGCCAAUUUAAAACGAAUUAUCAUAAUAUUUUUUAGAAAUUACAACAAUAAGCUCUGUUAAGCUUAUAAAUUAAGAGUAAAAUUCAAUUUCAUCAUCAUUAAAUCCAUCUGCUGAUAUAAAAGGUGAAGCUUUAGUAACAUCUAAAUAAUUUAAUCAAGAUACUAAUAGUUUUUCUUUUUCUACAGUAUAGAUAUCAUAUAUUCCUAAACAAACAACAAAUUCACUGGUAGUUAAACUAACAAUAUCUAAUUAAUUUGCUUCGAUGAUUAUCCCACUAAAUUUAUCUUUUCGUUAAUGCAUUAAAGGAGAAAUUUUAGUAAAAUCUUCUAAUAUAAUAACCACUUGUUAAGAGUGUUAAGAAGGAACAUAUUCACUAAUAAAUCCUAAUUAAAUUGACAAUAUUGCAGAUCUUGAAUGUAAAAAAUGUCCUUUAUCUGCUAAAAUUUGCUCAAAAGAUUAGAUUAUACUUGAGGCAGGUUAUUGGAGAAUCAAUAAUAGUAGUGAUAAUAUUAUUGAAUGUAAUACAAAUAAUCCAAAUAUAUGUGAUGAAACAGAUAUAGAAAGCAAAAAUGGAUGUAUUAAAGGUUAUAUUGGACCAUUAUGCGAAACUUGUGAUAUUGGUGGAUAUAUUUGGGGUGGAGAGAGGUAUACAAACUCAUUUGCUGAAUUUUAAUGCAACAAGUGCAGUUCUACAUCUUACCAAGCUCUAUUUAUUGGAUUAACUUUUGCUAUUUUAUCAUUUUAUUUAUUUUUAAGUAUAAUAUUAUUCAUGAAUAGCUAUAUUUACAAUUCAACAUGCUGCUAUUUAAGGUUAAUGUGCAUUCUCCCAAUGUCAAAGAGUUCAAUAAAAGAUGAAUCAACAUUCUAUAUAAAAGCGCUUGUUAAUUACCUACAGCUCUCUGCUUGUUUAUUUAAGUUUUAAAUUAGCUUUUUACCUUAGAUAGUAGCAAUUAUUCCAUCUAUAGCAGGAUAGCCUGUCAGUAAAAUUAUUGUAAGCAGUACUUGCAUCUAUGACCAAAGUUUAAUAGAUAAAUAUGGUGAGGAAAAAAUUCGUGUAGUAGUUUAAGCAGUAAUUCCUUUCUUUUUCUGUUUCAUUUUAUUUGUAUUACUUUUCAUUUUCUAAAAAUUAAAACUACUAAAUGUGGGAAGAUAUCAUAAGUAUUUAAUGGUAAACUUUUUAUUUUUGUUUUUCUAACCUGAUAGCAUCAGUUUCUACACACUAGCUCUGUCUUGUCGCUAAAUAGGUGAUUUGAAAUACAAUAGUAUCAAACUUACUCUUUUAUGCAAUGAUAGUACCUAUUCAUAAUUUAAGUUUUCAUUUAUACUUCCUAUGCUACUUCUCUGGAUACUCUCUCCUUUGAUAAUUUUAGUUAUUUUGCUUAAAUAUAAUUUAAAAAAAAAAUAAAUGCACUUUUGUACAACAAAAUAUAAAUAUGGAUAUUUUUAUAUUGAAUACAAAAAGUAGUACUGUUAUUGGGAAUUUAUAAGAAUUUAUUAUAGAAUAGUAAUAGUAAUAACAGUAACGCUAUUUGAAAAUCUGUAAGUUUUGAUGUAUUUGCUUUGUGUUAUAAUUAUUUUCAUUUAUAUUUUUUUUGCUUAGAGAAUGGAACCUUUUGAUAAUAAGCAUUUGCUAUAAUUAGAAAUACUCUCUUGCUUUAUUUUAAUAUUUAAUGUAUUAUUUUCUCAGCUUAACAAAUAAUACCCUAGCGAUUUAUUUUAGGUUUGUUUAGGAACUGCUCAUUAUGGAUUUAUUAUAUUCAUACUGGUAGUUAUUUUCAAAAUUAAAUUACAGAAUUCAAAAAGUAGAUCGAUUAAACUUAUCAAAAAAUGUAUAAAUAACAUAUUUCUAAAAAAAAUAUUUGGAAGAGUAGUUAAUAACUAAAAUUCAAGUUUGAUAACAUUAUUAAGAUGGCGUAAAGUUUUUAAAAAUCUUUUGAAUUUAAGAAAAUAAAAUGCCUUAUAGCUAAACUAGAAAAUAGAAAAUUAAGAAUCUAACAAGCUAAAUAACUCAAACUAAUCGAGAAAUAUUUCAAAACAAUAACCUCCUUAAGCUAGAUAAAUAGCUUUAUCAAAGUUUUCAUAAAAUGAAGAUUCAUAAAUUAAAUAAAACUAAGAAUAGGAAGAAUAUUUAAAAAAAGUUAGAUCUAAGAAUAGCACAACUUUUAAAAGUGCGUAUUAAACUGAGUACAAUAGUCCUGCUGCUUCAUUCUAUAAAACGGGAAUAGACACAUAAACUUAAAAAUUUUAAAUUGACUACACUAUUGGAACUUUAAAUGAUUAAAUUAUUUUUGAUAGCAAAGAUCCUUUUUCUGGGUAAGAUAAAGUAGAAAGAAAAAAAACCAUCAAUCAUCUAAGAUAGGAUGUAACUAUAAAUUAUUUAUUAAAUUAUUAUAAAAUAUUGUAUCAUAUUGUUUAAAAUAGAAUGAAGAUGGCUAUUUUGAGAAUAAUAAUUUAGAAAAAACGAAGUUAGGUGUAAAAUAAAAUGAAAAUAUAACUUUAAACUAGGUUUAUAAAUCAGUAAAUGAAUCAUAAGAAUCUUAGAAUAUAUAGGAAGGAGAAUUUAAUGAAGAAGCAGAAUACUAAGAAGUAUUCGAAGUAGACCAUUUAAAAAAAUUUUAAACCUUAUUUAAACAUAAAAAUAAAGAGGAAAAAAAAGAAUGAAAUAAAGUAGUAAAUAAAUAAAAAUGUAUAAUAUAAUUUUAAGUUUUAUGUUAUUUUAAAUAUCACUUUCAAAUUUUAUUUAUUUAAUUAUAUGCUUAUUAAUUAUUUAUUUAUUCAUUAAUAAUUUAUUAAAAAAAUCUAAAUUAUUUAAGUUUAAAUAAAUUUAUACAAAAAUUUAAUAGUAUUUAUUCAUAUUAAUAAAAUCCUUCUCUUCUUAAUCCUUCUUAUAAAACAUUAAUGCUUUUUAAAUAAAAACAAAAAAAUUACACAAAUUUUGAUAAAAUAAAUAAUAAUUGAUUAAUAAAUACAGUAAAAUUUGUAUCCAUAUUAACUAUUUUUAAUCAAUACAUGUAUAGAUGUUACCAAAUGGGUAAAGAUAAUAUUUAAAUAAAAAAUUCAUAUUUUAUGA